AUGACCAAGAUUCGUAUGGGUCGGGUGUUUGCAGUGUGGGUUGUAAUUGAGCUCCCAUAUGUCUUUGCACAAGCCUCGUUCUAUGGCAUCAUAGUUUAUGCUAUGAUUGGAUUUGAAUGGACCGUUGCCAAAUUCUUUUGGUAUCUAUUUUUCAUGUACUUCACAUUGCUCUACUUCACCUUUUACGGCAUGAUGAGUGUAGCUGUGACACCAAACCACCAUAUUGCUGCCAUAAUAUCCUCUGCUUUUUAUGGAUUAUGGAACCUAUUUUCUGGAUUCAUUGUCCCAAGGACCAGGAUUCCUGUUUGGUGGAGAUGGUACUGCUGGGCAUGCCCUGUAUCUUGGACCUUGUAUGGGUUGGUUGUUUCACAAUAUGGAGAUAUAAAGUUGGUGCUUGAGGACUCGAGCACUGGUGAAACAGUGGAAGACUUUGUGAGAAGAUAUCUCAGAUUCAAGCAUGAGUUUCUGGGAGUGGUGGCUGGUAUGGUUGUCUUCUGGAUCGUGCUCUUUGCAUUUAUCUUUGCCUUUCCCAUCAAGUCCUUCAAUUUCCAAAGGCGAUAGAAAAUCGUUUUGAUUAUUUUUGU
Molecule: messenger RNA, 584 nt
Organism: Corylus avellana
Lineage: Eukaryota; Viridiplantae; Streptophyta; Magnoliopsida; Fagales; Betulaceae
Product: pleiotropic drug resistance protein 1-like
Cellular component (GO): membrane
Molecular function (GO): ABC-type transporter activity
Source: RefSeq, a predicted model, not a curated record